AUGCUCGAUUCCACAACAACGACACCGAACGAAGUGAUUGAGGAACAAGCGAAACGAAUAAAAGAAGCAGAAAACAAGAUAGCCAUUCUACAAGCCGCACUCGAUGUUCCUGGAACAGACAACAACCGAGUGGAAAUUCUUCAGAACUGCUGCGAAAGAUUGCAACGUCAAGUCUUUGAAAUGGAAGAAUUCUUGCACGACUACGGUCUGGUUUGGGUUGGUACGCAAACGACGACAGACUUGACAAAUCCAUCUGAAAGCGGACCAAUGGGCUUGAGAUUUGGCACACCAGAAAAGAAUAAUGUUAUAUUCGACAAAAUUGUUGCCAAAAUUCAUGCAUUGAAUGAGUGGGUUGGUCAGGAUGAAUUGGAAGUUUGUCGGGAUCCAAAGUAUGUGAAUCGCGCGUAUCUGAAGGAAAGACCAAUGAUUCCAAUUACCCUCUAUGCGGAUGGCAUCUGUCUGUACAGAGGACCAUUUCGACCAUUCCAAGAACAAUCAACAAUGCAAUUUAUUCAGGACAUCCUUGACGGUUACUUCCCCUCAGAGCUCCAAAGAGAAUUUCCGGGUGGAGUACCUUUCAGUUUGACGGAUAAGAGAACCGAAUACUUCAUUCACAAAGACCGAUUUGGUCAGAAUGGUUCACCUCGCAGGAAAGACUGUGGGUCAUUGGAAGUGAACGAAACUCAAAAAUCUAGCAAGCGCAUAUCAGAUGAUCCAACCGGACUCUCGAAAAACCACGGCCACAUACAAGGUACGGAGACGAAGCUCUUGGAAGAAGCUGGACUGUACCCGACUUUCGAUCUUGAGCCGUUAACUAUGGACGAUCUGCUCAAACGGUUACCAGAGAAGUCAAUCACCAAAUCCGGUCAAAUAGUUAACAUUCGACAAGACAUACAAGCAAAGGUUGGUGGUCAGUUCGGCGAAUACGCUGUACAGCAGGUGAAUCUCCAACCUCAGGUCAAUGAAGACCUAUCCAGCGUCGCUGGCGCGGUAUCCAAAUUCCUGUCACUCCGAGUCCGUUCAGAAGAUGGGUCACACAUCUACAAUUUGCGGAUGGCAUCUACAGACACUGUGAGACAGCUAUACAGCUGCCUGAAUCUUGCUAGGUCGGACACAAAUCCCUAUCGUCUUGUCACAAUGACCGCAGUACAGUCAACCAGUGCCAACAUGACAGAUCGGUAUUGCCGUCAAACCUUGGACAACUUAGAUGCGACCUUGGAAGAAGCUGGUCUUGGAACUAGAACAAUGCUACGUAUGGAGAAGACGAAAGAAGUGAAAUUUUCCUCAGAUCUGAGCAAGCUGUUUACUGACCCGGUUCUAACACAACGCGAAUGGAAACCACCGACAUCAUUGACCGCUGGUCGCGAAGCUGUGGAUGGAACACAUAGCCAAACGAACAGCGAAAAUGGCUGUCAGACAACACGAAGACAGGAUUAAUGCUGGAGAAACUGCCAAUUUUCCGUCUCACACUCUGUGCCAGAGAAGUCUACUUUCUCAGACAACUGGCGAAGCCGAAUAGAAAAAGGAAUCAGCAGAUCUAAAUUAGAAAUGGAUCAGAUAUUUACGAAAGACAAUAUCCUUGCAUUGCAACAACUCUUGCGUGAUCCGGAUGAGAGUGAAAGUGAAUCGGAAGAGAAGAAGCCAUCCGUUGCUCAAAUGAAGCCCAGCGAUAUUGGACCAAAACCAAGAACAAAAUCCAAGAAGGAGAAGCAACCACAAAAGAUUCGAAAUCCAGAUGAAAUAUGGGAUGUCGAUGAAGUUCCCGAGGGCAAUGAAUAUGGAGAUAUUUACGAUCCAAGACCGCAGCCCGAGUACGAACUGUUUUAUAAGCAGUCAGUUACCACGGAAGACAUCUAUCUUCAAAUGGGCAUGAAGAAUCCAACUACUGCGAGCUGUGAAUUUCUAGUGGCUCGAAUCAAACUUCCAGGCUGCAAAAAGGAAGAGCUGAAACUGGAUGUAAAAGAGAAAUUUCUUGAUCUCCGCUCCCCACAGUACAAACUUGGUCUCCACUUGCCCAACACAGUGGAUCCAAAUUUGAGCAAAGCUGAUUGGGAUGAGAAGAAAGAGGUUCUGGAAGUUACCAUGAAAAACAAAAGAGAAUACGACUUUAUGAACGAAUAAAGAAGCCAGCGCGUGUUUGUCCUUUUACCAAAUACAUUGCAUUUGUUGUACCUGUAAAUAGGGCGAUUCAGUCAACGGCCACCUGCAGUGUUAACAAGUGCGUAUCAAUAAACCGGGU
Messenger RNA from Opisthorchis viverrini, 2239 nucleotides. RefSeq lists its product as hypothetical. Gene Ontology annotation, molecular function: ubiquitin binding. Gene Ontology annotation, biological process: proteasome-mediated ubiquitin-dependent protein catabolic process. The record is from RefSeq and is a predicted model, not a curated record. The transcript has 13 exons. NCBI's taxonomy places the organism in Eukaryota, Metazoa, Platyhelminthes, Trematoda, Opisthorchiida, Opisthorchiidae. Bases 1 to 1437 code for a protein of 478 amino acids.